This is a messenger RNA of Leptinotarsa decemlineata (Colorado potato beetle), 3393 nucleotides long. RefSeq names its product Dynamin related protein 1 (gene Drp1). Lineage: Eukaryota; Metazoa; Arthropoda; Insecta; Coleoptera; Chrysomelidae. Gene Ontology annotation, biological process: endocytosis; intracellular distribution of mitochondria; peroxisome fission. Gene Ontology annotation, molecular function: microtubule binding; GTPase activity; GTP binding. Gene Ontology annotation, cellular component: microtubule; membrane; mitochondrion. The record is from RefSeq and is a predicted model, not a curated record.
CAUGUCAAAUGUUAAAACUGUUGUCAAAUUUGAAAAAACUUCCAUUUGGUAUUUUCAUAAAAGACAUACUUCUUUGUAACUCCAUCAUUUAAGAAGAGGCGUAUGUUUAGUUUUAACGAAAAAUAAUUGGUUCUGGUUCAGUUCAGUAUUUUAAUUGAUAAAAUUAAAUCAGUUGUCGAAAGUUAAGAUGGUUCUAUGAAACGGGAUCAAGAAUACAAAGAAGAUAGGAUCAAUAUAUCAGAAUAUAGGUAACCGGUGUAGAAAGUCAAAAAAUGGAGGCCCUGAUUCCUGUAAUCAACAAACUGCAGGAUGUAUUCAACACUGUGGGAUCCGAUGCCAUCCAUCUACCACAAAUCAUAGUUCUAGGAUCUCAGAGUUCUGGUAAAAGUUCGGUUAUUGAGAGUUUAGUUGGCAAAUCAUUUUUACCCAGAGGUACGGGAAUUGUUACCAGAAGACCCCUCGUUUUACAACUAGUAUACUGUCCAAAAGAAGACAAGGAUCACAGAAAUGCCCAUGAUGGAACAGUGGAAAUUGAUGAAUGGGGAGUAUUUUUACAUGCCAAAGAUAAAAUAUUCAGGGAUUUUGAACAAAUUCGGUUAGAAAUUGAAGCAGAAACAGCAAGAAUGGCCGGAAGUAACAAGGGUAUUUGUCCAGAGCCUAUAAAUCUGAAGAUUUAUUCCACAAAAGUUGUGAAUUUGACACUGGUUGAUUUACCAGGAAUAACGAAGGUUCCUGUAGGAGAUCAACCUCCUGAUAUAGAACAACAAAUUAGAGAAUUGGUGUUGAAAUAUAUUGCCAAUCCAAAUUCUAUAAUUUUGGCUGUGGUGACAGCUAAUACUGACAUGGCUACUUCAGAAAGUUUAGCUAUUGCAAAAGAUGUCGACCCAGACGGUCGGAGAACCCUAGCUGUAGUUACCAAAUUGGACUUGAUGGAUGCAGGUACUGAUGCCAUUGAUAUUCUGUGCGGUAGAGUGAUUCCUGUCAAACUGGGAAUUAUUGGAGUGGUAAACAGAUCCCAGCAAGAUAUUAUGAACAAUAAAACUAUCAAAGACUCAUUGAAAGAUGAAGCCACGUUUCUGCAAAGCAAGUACCCCACUCUUGCAGCGAGAAACGGUACACCUUAUCUAGCGAAGACUUUGAAUAGGCUGUUGAUGCACCAUAUUAGAGAUUGUUUACCAGAUCUCAAGACCCGGGUCAACCUGAUGAUGUCUCAGUACCAUUCUCUACUGAGCUCUUAUGGUGAAGAUAUAUCGGACAAAAGCAAAACUUUGCUGCAGAUUAUAACAAAGUUUGCAUCUGCAUAUUGCUCGACUAUUGAAGGUACUUCUAGGAACAUUGAGACGACAGAAUUGUGUGGGGGUGCUAGAAUAUGUUACAUUUUCCACGAAACAUUUGGAAGGACUUUGGACUCGAUACAUCCUUUAUCUGGAUUGCACAAAAUUGAUAUUCUCACCGCUAUCAGGAAUGCAAAUGGCCCUCGCCCAGCUCUGUUUGUACCUGAAGUGUCCUUUGAGUUAUUAGUCAAAAGACAAAUUAGAAGACUGGAAGAGCCAUCUUUACGAUGUGUGGAACUGAUUCAUGAAGAAAUGCAAAGAAUUAUACAGCAUUGUGGUAACGAGGUACAACAAGAAAUGAUGCGUUUCCCAAGAUUGUAUGAGAAAAUUGUUGAUGUUGUUACUCAACUUUUGAGGCGCCGGUUACCAACCACUAAUGUUAUGGUGGAGAAUCUUGUAGCCAUAGAAUUGGCGUACAUAAACACGAAGCAUCCUGACUUCUAUAAAGAAAUCUCAAUGGUUCCCUCAAUGAUCAAAUCCGGCGACGGAUCUAGACCAAGCCGACCCAAGAGUAUGUAUGGAAAAUACCAGCCCGACGUACAGGAAGUGGUAAGUAAGAUGCCACAAAAUGUUCCAGCUCCUUUAAGCUCAUCCCAGGAACAGGAUGAUUUCUUUAACUAUCUUUUUCGAAUUAUGCCUGCAGCUAGCUAUGAUUUCAUGAGAGCUGUUCAGACGCGAUCCACUCAUAAUCCUCAAGUGAAAACCGAACCGAAUUCAUGGAUGCCUAAUCAUCCUCAUAAUGGUGUCGAAAAUGAUCUCAACCAUGCAAAUUCUGUGGCGGAAAUUAAAAACGAGGCUGAAUUAAGGUCCGUUUUGAGUCCUCAGAAACCAGUUAAUUUGCUUCCGGAAGUACCCAUAAACACCAGCAGAAAAUUGUCUGAAAACGAGGAACAUGACUGUGAAAUCAUUGAACGUUUAAUAAAAUCUUAUUUCUACAUUGUGAAGAAGUCCAUUCAGGACACAGUACCCAAGGCGGUGAUGCAUUUCUUAGUUAAUUACGUGAAAGACAACUUGCAGUCUGAGCUAGUGACACACCUCUAUAAAGCUGACAAUGCCGAUAAGCUGUUGGAUGAAUCUGAACAUAUUGCUCAGAGACGUAGAGAAGCAAGCGACAUGUUGAAGGCCCUCCAAAGAGCUUCUCACAUAAUAAGUGAAAUACGUGAAACGCACAUGUGGUAAUUAAAGCAGAUAGUGAUCUACAGAAAUAGUAAAUUGUUAAAGUGUCAUGUGACUAGUCAUGAUUCGUAUGUUGACUAUUAUUUUCUUAUAUAAUUCUAAGCCAAAUCACACCUUUCAUCAUUGAUCUUCAUGUGAAAUUCUUUGAGGAGGUUAGGGUGUUUUCAGAACAGUGUCUAUGUUUUGAUAACAAGUGGUUUCAUAUUUGGAUUUGUCUAUAAAAUCAAGAAAGUUUGUGGAUUUUUCAAUAAGAUUACUCUUAUCACAACAAUACUUUCUUUGUGAUUUUGAAUAAGACUUUUCAAACAUGAAUUUUAUCAAUGAGUAAUUUAUUGGUGAAAAAAUCAAUGGAAUAUUUGAUAUAUUAUAAGCAAUAUUACUAGGGUUUUGUGUACUUUUCUAAAUUGAACAGUAAUGUUGCUUGCGAUGAGUUUUAUAAAUCCAAUUUUGAAACUACUUUCUAAUGAGUUGCAGCAACUUUUUUCGAGUGUUGAGUUUACAACUUGUUUACACAAAUGUCAACCAAAGUUUGUACUAAUGCAGGGCAUUGUUAUUUUUUUGAACUGAUUGAUUCAUUGAAGUUCUUUGAUAUUGAUAUUACAGAACAAUUUAUGUAAAUGCAUAUUUCCACCAUAUGAAAAACGCACAUAGUGCCAGUUUUACUCGUUAGUUUUGUUGUAGGUGCUGAAUAAGUAUUAAAUUUUUUUCGGUACUGUUUUGAGAUGAUUGCAUUUGUUAUUUAUCAUAUACAAUCAGUAAUUUUGUUGAUCUAUUGCACUAGGUCUAUUGGUAGUUGUCAUUCCUUGAUUAUUUAUAUCUCAUGUACCUAUAAUUUAAAUUUACCAUUUUCUCUUGUUUAUGUGAUUAAAACUUUUGAACCAGA